Messenger RNA from Tribolium madens (black flour beetle), 2039 nucleotides. Its product is annotated as nose resistant to fluoxetine protein 6-like. The coding region runs from base 50 to 2029 and encodes 659 amino acids. The transcript is spliced from 9 exons. Gene Ontology annotation, molecular function: acyltransferase activity, transferring groups other than amino-acyl groups. The record is from RefSeq and is a predicted model, not a curated record. Lineage: Eukaryota; Metazoa; Arthropoda; Insecta; Coleoptera; Tenebrionidae.
GUAUUUACAGUAUGUUAUUGAUUUAUUAGCGUUUCACAAUAACCCAACAAUGAACCAAAAUUGUGUUGUUUUAAUAAUAAUUUUAUUAAUUGCUGAAUGUAGUUGUAAUAACAUUUGUGACAAUUUAAAUAAUUUAUCGAAAGACAAUAUCACCCAAGGAUGUUUAAACCAACUCGACUUGAUUUGCAAUAAUGGUUCAGUUCUUUGGCAAAUGUUUGACGCUUCUUCAAAAUACCCCAUUUCCGGUCUUUCCUACUCCAACAACAAGGAUUUGGGAAAUUUCGACGAAUGCAUCAGGAUCAACUACGAAUCGUUCAAAGGUGACGUUAAAGGAAAAUUUUGUGGUUUGAGUGUGGCUAUUGUGAAUCCUUUCCUCAAACCGAUCCCUGAUCCCUUCAUCAUACUCAAAAACAAGCACACAACUCUCGCUGAAAUUGCCACAAUUAGAGACAUCAGUGAUGAAAUUACGAUAACUGCUUUGUCUUUGUGUAUUCCGGAUCAAUGCACACCAAGAGAAGUGGGUUUGUACUUUCUUUGGGGGCAAUUUGAAACCACCAAACUGGUCAAUUUCGUUGAUAAAGUCCCCUGUAUGACCAAAGACUCGAAUAGUGACUUCAAAUGGGGCGAUAUAGUUUUUACGACGGUACUUGCGUUGGUCCUCUUUUUGGUAGUACUAUGCACCAUUUACGAUUUUAUGAUGUUGAAACUGAACCGAGAACCACAACACCCUAUCUAUGUCUCAUUUUCGGUCUUGACCAAUGGUAGAAAACUCCUCAACAUCAACUACAACCCAAAUCCGGACCAAAUCCAAUGUUUGAAUGGAAUGAGAUUUAUUAGUAUGAUGUGGGUCAUUGCUGGACAUAAUUUUGUAGCUGUUGAACAAGUACCAAUCAUUAAUUAUGCAGAAAUUAAAGAGUUUGCAGAUAAUGUUAGAGUACAAUAUGUAACUUCGGCUCCUAUAGCCGUCGAUACUUUCUUCUUCUUGUCUGGAUUUCUACUAACUUUCGGAUAUUUGAAAAGUGCAAGGAAGAUGGGAGUCGGCGAGCAAAUAUCUAAAGUACCAAUGAUGAUCAUUCACCGAUAUUUAAGAUUGACCCCAGCGGUGAUUAUGUUGUACCUCACGAUUAUAACAAUAUACAGGAUGAUAGGAACAGGCCCUUUGUGGGAUGUUGUGACACAAACAAUGAGCAAACCUUGCGAGCAAUACUGGUGGCCGUUCCUUCUCUACAUCCAAAACUAUUACAAUUACAACGAUAUGUGUUUGACCCAUACGUGGUACCUUUCAGCUGACAUGCAGAUGUUUAUUUUAGCACCUUUGGUACUAAUCCCUUUAACAGUACUGAUCAAAUCGGAGAAGGAAUUUUGGGCGAUUGCUACUCUUUGUACCUUGAUUGUGAUCGCAGUUGUUGUGCCUAUUGUAGUGAGACUCGAGGACGACACAAUCGACAAUGUUUAUGAUACCCAUUCGCGCUUCAACUGUUACCUCAUUGGGAUGCUUUUAGGUGUAAUAAUGCGCGAGUCGAAAUUUCAAAAAUUCGUAUUUUCCAAAUUAGUCAAUUUGAUAAUUUGGUGUGUGGUAUUUACAAUUUGUAUUACUUUCAAUCUCUAUUAUCAUAAUGUAAUUCGUAUUUACGAACACACUAAAGACACUCUUUUUUAUGGUUUUUAUCGGCCAAUUUGGUGUUUGAGUCUGGCUUGGAUGGUGUAUUCUUGUCAUCACGGUCAUGGGGGCCCUAUAAAUUGGCUUUUGUCACUUCCGGCGUUCCAAAUUGGGGCCCGUUUGUCUUAUUGCAUGUACUUGUUGCAUGCUGUUGUUAUUAUGUAUUGGGUGGGGGUUGUACGAACACCGUAUUUUUGGGGGGAUUACGUGGUGUUUUAUGUCUGGUGUGGACAUUUUAUCACAACGAUGGUGUUGUCGUACAUUUGGAGUUUGGCAUUUGAGUCUCCGAUGAUCGUUUUAGAAAAGUAUUUUUGGAUAGGAGUUGAGAGAAUUGUUAAAACGAUAAGGAAAUUACCAUUUUUCAAAUAAAAUAUUUUUG